Molecule: messenger RNA, 1870 nt
Organism: Pyrus x bretschneideri (Chinese white pear)
Lineage: Eukaryota; Viridiplantae; Streptophyta; Magnoliopsida; Rosales; Rosaceae
Product: trihelix transcription factor ASIL2-like
Exons: 1
Coding region: 529-1614 (361 amino acids)
Cellular component (GO): nucleus
Molecular function (GO): transcription cis-regulatory region binding
Source: RefSeq, a predicted model, not a curated record
AGGCCGCAACCCAAAAGCCCACUAUAAAAAAAUGUCCACCCAAUCACCACCCACCCACCCACCUCCCCCACCCCACCCACCGUCACACAAACACCACUAUUUUCCCAUUUACAAAUAUCAAAUGAUGACGAUGAUCGAAGAAUGGACAAGAUAAUGGGCAAAGUCAGACAGACAGGAGGUGGACCUGCCCCCACCUCCCCACCUCUCUCUCUAUUGGGUGGUGCGCGUAGGUUAACUUAACCCAACCCCCACCCUAGCCCCCCCCCGGCGCACGUUAGCCACCUCACCCCACACCUAAGCGGUGGCCUCAUCCACCGCUCAUCUCACACGCCCACCUUUAGAUCUCAAAAUCAGCCGCACACCCCUCCACCCACCCCCUACCCACCCUCUUUAACACCCUACCCACAACCACAAUCAUGCUAUCAUACACCACUUUCUCCUCCUCCUCCUCCCCAUUCCCUUUUCCUCCUUCCCCUCCUCCCUCCCUAGAAAACCCAUCCUCCUCCACCGCAUACCCUGCAACCCAACAUGGCUUCUCCACCGUCCUCCCCCCAAGACGACUCGAUCCUCCCUCUCCAAUCGGAACCACCGCAGGGCGUGCCUCUCGCUCUCCCGGCCCCACCGCUAUCCCAAUCUCAGCAAACCCAGCCGAACCCAACCCCGCCUUCCUCCCGCCGCCUCCCUCCUCCCUGCUGGUCCCACGAUGAGACCGUCGCCCUCAUCGACUCCUACCGCGAAAAGUGGUACUCCCUCCGCCGCGGAAACCUCAAGGCCACCCACUGGCAAGACGUGGCCGACGCCAUCGCUAGGAUAUGCCCGGCUGCUUCUCCGGCGAAGACCGCCGUUCAGUGCCGUCACAAGAUGGAGAAGCUCCGGAAGCGGUACCGGACUGAGAUCCAGCGAGCCAGGUCGAUGCCGUUGUCCAGAUUCACGUCGUCGUGGGUCCACUUCAAGCGGAUGGACGCCAUGGAGAAGGGGCCGGCAGCUGGGAAGAGGGAAAACUCGGAAAGUCUCGGCGAAGAGGAAGAUAACGAGGAGAACGAAGAGGAGGAGGAUCCGGAUCAGGAGCUCUAUGAGGAGCUGAGAUACGGGUCGAAUAUGAAGAGUAUGAGUAAGUUGUAUAGGAAUGGAGCUGGGGUUGGGGGUGGAAGUGGAGGAAGUGGUGGCGGUGGCGGUCCCGGAAGUGGGUUUAGGAUUAGGAUUCCAACUGGGGUUAGCAUAGCUCAGCCUGGGACCAAGGUUUAUCCAAAGAUGGAUCAGAAAUUCGGGAUGAAUUCGAAUCCUGGGUCGGGUUAUGGUAGCGCAAAGGUGAUGAGAGAGAGUGGGAAUUCGGGGAGGCCCGGAUUGGGGAAGAGAGAGAGAGAUGGGAGGGAGAGGGAGAGAGACCCCGUGGCGGAGAUGGUGUCGGCGAUUAAGCUUUUGGGAGAUGGGUUUGUGAGAAUGGAGCAGAUGAAGAUGGAGAUGGCGAGGGAGAUUGAGACGAUGCGGAUGGACAUGGAGGUGAAGCGGACGGAGAUGAUUUUGGAGUCCCAGCAAAGAAUUGUGGAGGCUUUUGCGAAGGCGGUUUCGGAGAAGAAGAAGAAGGCCAAGAGAAUGCCAUCCCCUGAGGCGUAGAUGGUGGGGUUGCAUUGGAUGAUAGCUGCCGGUGCUUUUGGAUCUUAGAGGCACUAAGUUAUGUGAGUUUAAUUGGUCGUAAGUUCGUGUUUAACUUUUCGAGCCACUUUUUACAAUUUCCUUUUGUUCUUAAAGUGUUGAGGGAAUGUGGAACUUGAUCACGUUAGCUUGGUUCGAGUCCUUUGAGACGAUUGUAGCUUAAUCUUUGUAGCUUGUAAUGUCGUGUAGUGGAAACUAUGUAGAUUGAUUGUUCUCA